AUGACUGCAACAAGUUUUAUCACAAUGGAGAAAACGGGCGUCUUUUGCCGCAAUAACAGUGCGAAGACUGAACCCUCACAACCUAUUUUACACUGCAACGGCUGUGGUGUCUCUUACUGUGCUUCAACUAUGAGAUCUAUUGUUCAAUCUUUUAUUCCUGAUUCUUCAUAUCUGUUUUCAACUGAAGCGAUCAUCAAAACGUUCAGACACAGUCAGGAAACUCCCAAAUCGUACACUGAGUCAAUCCCACAAAAACAUCCAACCUCUAUUAGCUAUGGCCCGACGAACUUGCCGCUACCAGAUCAGAAAUCGUGCGUUUUUCGUGCCACUACUAUUCAACUCCAUGAUCAAUUAAAUAAGGAGCACUUAUCCUCCAGUGCACUCACAGACACCUUGGCUGCAAACAAUCAACCCUUGCUUGACUCCUCCGAGCUCACCACCGUUCCCAUGCCUUGGAGUGACCCUAAACAGAUUCGUCGUCUUAAGGGUAGCUUAUUGCAGCAACAACAUCAAACACAUUAA
Messenger RNA from Rhizopus microsporus ATCC 52813, 522 nucleotides. RefSeq lists its product as uncharacterized. Bases 1 to 522 code for a protein of 173 amino acids. The record is from RefSeq and is a predicted model, not a curated record. The transcript has 2 exons. Lineage: Eukaryota; Fungi; Mucoromycota; Mucoromycetes; Mucorales; Rhizopodaceae.